This is a messenger RNA of Paecilomyces variotii, 1205 nucleotides long. RefSeq lists its product as hypothetical. The transcript has 5 exons. The record is from RefSeq and is a predicted model, not a curated record. Lineage: Eukaryota; Fungi; Ascomycota; Eurotiomycetes; Eurotiales; Thermoascaceae. The coding region runs from base 152 to 1138 and encodes 328 amino acids.
CUUUCUGCCUUAGCGAUUCAGGCUGCCUCACUAACGGGGUUAACUUGCUUAGCUCCGGAUCAGGCGUUCCUCAUCUCCGCAACGUAAGGGAAGCUUCAAGCUUUCACACCUGCUCAAGCAUGUCCAGCCACACUGCUAUUCAGUUAAAGCGAUGACAUCGCAAUUUAACGACCGGAUCCUAUGGCUAUGUCUUGGUGUCUCCCUGUUCUUUGCAGUUCGGGGCAUUACCCUCGAGCUGCGGCGCGUGCGCGAUCUGACUGAAAUCAAACACAAUGAUAAUGAGGAUCGCAUGUUAAGUGAGGGAACGGAAGACGCGCUGAAACUAGAGACGCUUCUGAAACUUUCCGAAAGCACGAGUUUCGAUCUUCGAGCGGCAGCACUGCGCAUUGUCGCGGAGAGGUCGACGAAAGGUUCCACGCGAGACCUGCUCCUGAAAGACCUGGUCAGCAAGGAUAAGGAACGACGAGAGAAAGCUCUCACGGCUCUACAUUUUCUUGUAUCUAAUAGAGCACUCUCCCGAACAACCGUAUCUAGUCGACUCAAGGAUCUCCCGACAUAUACCGCCCUGAUUGACUGUCUCUGCAACUUCCUCGAAGAACACGUCGAAGAAACCGGCACCACAAUAUCACCCAUUCUACCGAAGACGAGGCCUCCCGGUGAAAGAAAAGCACUCAGUACACUCAAUAUCGUGUUGCCCGAGAACAUCCAAGGUGCUCUGCAAGCGGGGAUCGUGAGCCGUUGGCUCUCGAAGUAUCCAUUCCCUUGCGCAGUUGCGGAUGAAGCCAGGAGGCAGGAUGUUGUUUUGCUCUGCAAGUCCUGGUGGGGCGACGAUACGUUUAUGUGCUCUAUCAUAAACACUCUUGCUUCGCACCCGGAUGGAGUUAAACAGCUGCGGAAAUACGGCCUCAUGGGAAGCAUGAUGGAAGAAAAUGAUCAUGAUGAUUACGAUAGGGACAGUGAUGUUUGGAUGGUAGGAGGUGAUGAUACGGCUGGUCCGAGAGGCCUGUCCGGACGGAGACUUCGCGAAGAAAGCGAGGAAGAACGGGCUCUGAGAAGACGCAGAAGAGAAGCAAUGGUCUUUAGCGAAGGAGGACGGCCACUUGGAAAUGAUAAUAUUAUUCACCCAACGGAGAACUAGUUACGCAUUAGGUCUCCGUAUCAACUUUUCCAAUUGUUCUAUACCCUUUGAAGGAUAUUAUAGAUUU